AGACCGACAAAAAAAAGUACCAACAUGAUUUAGGCUCUUCUGUAGUCUGCUUUAACGGAGGGGGAAUGGGUAGGCUAGUGCUGCCCGCUAUUUUGGAAGAUAAGAUUUUCUUCCGUUUGAACCAGUAAUACUGUACAGAAAUGCCAAUACAUCUGAUGGGGUAAAGAUAAAACAUUCUAAACGAAAAGCAACAAUCUGGAUUCUAGAGGGCCGGAGAGAACGUAGGGAUGCUCGAGCGUUGUCACAGCGACACAACUUGCUAGGACAUUGUGCACGCGCCCCGCCGAGAGGCAGCGUGAGCGAGCUAAAGAAGCAAUCGCACAAGCGCAGCAUCUUUUCGGUGCAUGGCUAUAACGGGUCGGAGGGGAAUCACGGAAAACCACCGCUAUUACCCAGAGACGAAGCAGGCAAGCACCACCAUGAUUCAAAUCGUCCUCGCUAUUUAAACUGUCGUUUGAGCUAUCCUCUCCACCCGCAAAGGGCAAGCGAGGAUGUUUUUUGGGGGUUGAAAAUCAACCUGCUUGCAAAAUCACUGUUGCCAAUUUAUGUAGACGAGGAAUUAGACUAGAUAUCAUUUCGUUGUCAGCAAAUGAGUUAUAAAGAUAUAUAUAGAGACUCGUCAGAUGAAAAGCCAAAGCUGGAAGAAUGAUUCCAAAAUCAGUCUACAUGCAUUCAUCUCGUGUGUAAUGCGCCUCACGCAGCAAUAGGCUUUAUUUGUUGGUAGCCUUUUCCUUUCUUCGUUGUCUCCCUGUCCCUCAUCAGAAUGUGGUAGUCCGGUCAAUCUACCGGGAUUGAGCGGGUGUUGUCGGUAAACAGAACCAGGGAAGCUUUCUAAAACCGUCUCCUUCUCCAAAGGACUAUGCUUCAAUAUUUCCCCAUCUAGAGGAACGGCGUGACAGCGAUCUAGAAGUCAAAGAGGAUUCCUUUUGAAAACCCCCCUUGGAAUCUUGCUACCCUUUAGACCACAUAACAGGGUCCGUUUGUGACGGCGACAGUUGACCAGGAACUGUGACGGCAGACAUCGACCGUGAUGAGGACCGUACAGGAGGAUGGAACGUAACAGAGUUCUGACCGUGGAACCGUUCUUGACAGCGACCGUAGAACACCAACACUGACCACAACCACACCUUCUAAAGACCGCCCGGUCUCCCCCUAACCCCCAACCUCUCCCGCCCCCCUGUAUUACACCGCACCACCCGCGCCACUCCACUCCUCAUCCACCCAUCCUCCUGUACUCCCUCCCUCGCUCCAGACCUCCACCCUUUCUGAGGGUCCACUUUUUUCUUUCAUUAACACUCUCAACUACCCCUUCUCUCGUAUUCUCUUUCUAUUCCCUUUCUCUCCAAUAUUCUAUAUCUUCAUGAACAUUGAGUCCUCUUUGGAACCCUAACAUAGACGGACGAAUAUCUUUGAGUUGGAGGUGGAGUCUAUAGCUAUCAGUCAUGUAUCUUUUCCCUCUAUCCCUGUGUAAGCCAAAUGGGCGGGGUCUCAGCAUUAGUCCCCGCCCCCGCUGCAACAUGGCCGACACCUGUCUAGUCUGGCUGUUGGGCCUGGCUCUCCGCCUCUCUCUGACCUCCUGCCAGAAGAUAGACCCUGCCAACAAGCUGCCCACGGUGACCACCAACUACGGCAAGCUGCGCGGGCUCAAAAAGGACCUGAACAACGAGAUCUUGGGGCCAGUGGAGCAGUACCUGGGCGUGCCCUACGCCACCGCGCCCAUCGGCGACCGCCGCUUUCAGCCACCCGAGGCUCCGGGCUCUUGGCAGGAGAUCCGCAACGCCACAGCAUUCGCCCCGGUAUGCCCGCAGAACGUGCACGGCGUGCUGCCGGAGAUCAUGCUGCCGGUGUGGUUCACCGACAACCUGGAUGUGGCGGCCAGCUACAUCCAGAACCAGAGCGAGGACUGCCUCUACCUCAACGUCUACGUGCCCACCGAGGACGGUCCGCUCACAAAAAAACACCAUGAGUCUACAAUGAACAGACCGAGAGAUGAAGACAUCCGUGACCGCAGGAAGAAGCCGGUGAUGCUGUUCAUUCACGGCGGCUCCUACAUGGAAGGAACCGGAAACAUGUUUGACGCCAGCGUCCUCGCCGCCUACGGCAACGUCAUCGUGGUCUCUAUGAACUAUCGUCUGGGCGUGCUCGGUUUCCUGAGUACAGGGGACCAGUCAGCCAAGGGGAACUACGGUCUGUUGGACCAGAUCCAGGCUCUGCGUUGGCUCAAUGAGAACAUCGGCCAUUUUGGGGGCGACCCCGAGCGCAUCACCAUCUUCGGCUCUGGCGCCGGGGCAUCCUGCGUCAACCUCCUCAUCCUCUCGCACCACUCCGAGGGUAAGGGGCACGCUGGGUUGUUCCAGAGGGCCAUAGCCCAGAGUGGCUCAGCCAUCUCCAGCUGGUCGGUCAACUACCAGCCCCUCAAGUACACCAAGAUCCUGGCCCGGAAGGUAGGCUGCAGCCACUCAGAGACGGCAGAGUUGGUGGACUGCCUGAGGAAGAAGAACUUCAGGGAGCUGGUGGAUCAGGACAUCCAGCCGGCCCGCUACCACAUCGCCUUCGGACCCGUAGUGGACGGAGACGUGGUGCCGGACGACCCUGAGAUACUCAUGCAGCAGGGGGAGUUCCUGAACUAUGACAUCCUGAUAGGAGUGAACCAGGGAGAGGGGCUGAAGUUUGUAGAUGACAGUGAAGACAAUGAUGGGAUCUCAGCUGCAGCGUUCGACUACACCAUCUCUAACUUUGUGGACAAUCUCUAUGGAUAUCCUGAGGGUAAGGACAUCCUGAGAGAGACCAUUAAGUUCAUGUACACUGACUGGGCCGACCGUGACAACGGAGACAUGAGGAGAAAAACCCUCCUCGCCCUGUUCACGGACCACCAGUGGGUGGCGCCAGCGGUGGCCACGGCCAAACUGCACGCCGAGUUCCAAUCUCCUGUUUACUUCUACACCUUCUACCACCACUGUCAGACGGAGACGCGGCCGGAGUGGGCGGACGCAGCCCACGGGGAUGAGAUCCCUUACGUGUUCGGGGUUCCCAUGAUCGGAGCCACCGACCUGUUCCCCUGCAACUUCUCUAAGAAUGAUGUCAUGCUCAGUGCUGUAGUCAUGACGUACUGGACAAACUUUGCUAAGACGGGGGACCCCAACCUGCCGGUGCCUCAGGACACCAAGUUCAUCCACACCAAGCCCAACCGCUUCGAGGAGGUCAUCUGGACCAAGUUCAACUCCAAGGACAAGCAGUACCUCCACAUCGGUCUGAAGCCCCGCGUCAGGGACAACUACCGAGCAAACAAGGUGGCCUUCUGGCUGGAGCUGGUCCCUCACCUACAUUCCCUCCAUGACGAAUUCCCCCCCACCACCAGGCUACCUCCAGGCAGCACCCGCCCCCCCGGGGUCCCCUGGAAGCCCAAACCCCGCACCACAGGCCACCCCUACCCCACAUUCCCUGACCCCGUGGAGCCCUACGGAUCAGAGCGGCCCAGACUGGACCUCUUCCCCGGUGACACACGGGAUUAUUCCACAGAGCUGUCGGUGACAGUGGCGGUGGGGGCGUCGCUACUCUUCCUCAACAUCCUGGCAUUCGCCGCGCUCUACUACAAGCGGGACAAGCGGCAGGAGAUGAGGCGCCACCGGCUCUCCCCGCAGCGCCACGGCGGGCCCGCCAACGACCUGGCGCACAGCCAGGAGGAAGAGAUCAUGUCCCUGCAGAUGAAGCACUCGGAGCAUGACCCGCACCACGACAUGGAGCCCCUCCGGCCCCACGACAUCCUGCGGCCCGCCUGCCCGCCCGACUACACUCUGGCCCUGCGGAGGGCCCCGGACGAUGUGCCCCUCAUGACCCCCAACACCAUCACUAUGAUCCCCAGCACCAUCACCGGCAUGCAGCCCCUCCACCCCUUCAAUACCUUCCCCAGCACCGGCCACAACAACACCCUGCCCCACCCCCACUCCACCACACGCGUAUAGUAAAGCUAGAGCUCCCCCUGGGGGACCGGUGGACCAACUACUACGCUCUCUGGCUCCCUCUAUAUGGAUAUCUCUCUCUCUCUUACUCUUCUGUUUCUCCGACCGUCAGCCUGCUGCCCUGAUGCUGUAUACUUCCUACAGUGCCACCUGUUGAGGUUAAGUGGAAGUGCAGCUGAACUGCAGGGGCAGCAGAUGUUAAGGGGGGACAUUGAGACAUUUAGAAACUAUUUUGAUGGGGUCUCGUAUUCUCUGACUCUGACAGCCCCCAGACCUUGCCAGAGGACAAUCCUCUUACUGUGCUUUUCAUUUUGUUGUUUUUUCAUCCUCCUUUUUAUCUGUUUCUGUGCUGUAAUAGGGUUGGAGAUAGUUUUUUGGGGUGUUGGGUAAAGUGACCUCUGAUAUAUUGGAAAACCUCUAUCUCUCUACUCAUGUCAUCUGCUUACUUGAUAUAGUGUUUUCUCUUUUCUACAUCCAUCUCUUUCCCUCUGUAGUUCUAAACCCCCCUCAAAUGAACCCCUCAGCCCACCCUUAGGAAUUGUUGGGAGUCUUUUUCAUACAAGGCGUACAGUACAUACAGUUAGCAUCUAUCAUGAAAAUAUUGAUAUUCUGAUAUCGUCUUUCUACCAGCAUUCUUGGUGCCAAGUACUGUGUUGUUUUCCCAUAGGAGGGAACUGAGAGAGAAUCAAGAGUGUGGAGCUGUAUCAAGAUAGCCUACUGACUGUGUUCAUGAAAAGUGCCAAUUUGGCCUAUCUUGUGUGCUUUUUUCUUUGAUUGUUUCAUUGUUGCUUUCAGUUCUUUUUUUUUUGUGGAAAGAAUUUUAAGUAUAUAGAUAUAUAGUUAUAUGUAAAUGUGUACAAAGAAGAAGAUAUAUAAAUGGCUUUCUCAGUGGGGGGGGGAUCUAUGCAUGAAUUAUUUUUUUAAAUGAUGAUGGGGGAAGGACACUGGAUAGUCAAUGUUUCCACACUUCUCCGGUUUUAAACCAUUUCUAUCUCUAUUUCAAAUGCUUUUUCUUCCUAUUUUAUUCUUCAAAAAACAAAAAAUGGAGGCAAUUAAAAAAAAACUGCACGGAUGCUCCUUUGAUUUGCACAAUUAUCCUUUACAACAAGAAAAACCUGACUGGAACAAACAUGAAUAAAAUAAUGAUCAUACACCUUGAAUAUACAACACAUUGCGUAUCAUCACCAUCCCCCAUGUUCAUUGCUUACUGUCUACUAUUGCACUAUAGACCACAUGCUACCCCAACCAAAUCAACUACCCCAGUAAAUCAAAACAACUUUUAUCCUUACAACACAUUUCAUACAAAGCAGGUGCAAACCAAUGCGACCACAUAUCAGUCACACAGAGACCCCCCUCUCCCUGCUCUGCUAUCAUCAGGCCAGGGCCCCUGAGGGCCCCUCUUAUGUAAUGUGAGAUAUUGGUGCCACUCUAGCAGCUCUGUCUUUGUCUCGUAAUAACCAGGCCAUCCACUGAGCCCUGGGCCCCUGUAUCUCUGUGAGUCAUUAUGGCAGGCAUGGAAGCCAUAAUCUGCCACUGAAAUGGCAUCCUAUUCCCUAGUGCACUACUUCUGGCCAGUCAGGCAAAAAGUAGUGCCUUAUAGGCAUUAGUGUGUUGUUUUGGACACAUUUCUAGAAGUAUUGGUGGCCAUUAUAAUCUGGUCAAAAGAAGUGUACUAUGUAGGGGAUAGGGUGCCCUAGAGGUAUUGGUGUCCAUUAUGCUCUGGUCAAAAGAAGUGUACUAUGUAGGGGAUAGGGUGCUGAAGGUAGAGAUAUUGAAGGUACAUACAGUACUCAAGUCUUGGAGGCUCAUAGAAUGUUACUUUCCUAAUUCUGUUAGUAGGAAGGAAAGAAAAGGACGGGCAGUUCUCACUCUCCCUCCUUCUUUCACACAUUCUGUCCUAUCUUCACCUCUAUUUCCAGCACAUGCAUAUUCUGUGUGCGUGCGUGGGUGUGGGUGUGUGUUUGUGUGGGUGUGUGUGUGUAUGGGUGUGCGUGCGUGCGUGGGUGCGUGUGUGUGUGUGUACAUACAUGUCAGCACAGCUUCACCGGGGCAUGGGUAAUUAGAGUGCAUGGAGAAUGAUGGAGGGAGACAGAGAGGGAGAGAGGAGAGAGAGAAUGAGAGAGACAGACGUCUCAACUCAGAGGCUCAUCCCCAUAAUGCGAACCGUACUCCAAAAUAACAUUUCUACAACUGCUUACACACACACAUUCUAUUUUCCCUAUCCCUUUCUCCUUUCCUCCACCACUAACUAGGCGUAAUAGCUACAUGAAUGUGAAGAGUUGAGUAGAACUCACAUACUUUUAAACUCAUAACUUUGCUGUGUACAGUCAUUCAACCUUGCAUCUCCUGACCCUUAAUCCCUGACCCCUCACCCUGCUGACUCUGUUGCUCCCACAACCCCUUAGCUCUACUGCUGUAUAUGUCACUCUAAGCACACUGAGCAAGACUGGGGGUCUGUCAGCCAGGCCAUGGUCUUUGAUAACAAAGCUGGGAGAGGACCUUAGACCAAGAGGCAACAAAGUGAUCAGUUGUUGCUGGUUUUAGUUUUUCUUUAUUUUUUUUAACAGGGAAAAACACGUAAAAGUCGAGGGAAAGUCUAUAGAGAACGUCCCCGACUGUAAUGCUCUAAUAUGGCCAGUAGAGGGGGCCGAAGGGUUAAUAUGAUUAAUCCCACUGAACAGAACUGUAGAGCUGUGAGUCUGAACCCACAGUGCACUGUAUCCUCUAUGGGAAACCGUUAGCGACCAUGUUGUGUCUAUGCUUGUGUUUAGCUUCAGACUUUUUUUUCGUUUCUGUUUCAUUAAUACUUGAGGAUUAUGGAAGUUGAGGGGAGAAUGUGAGAGAACACAGUGGUAGAGUCAGACUGUGUUAGCCUACUGAGAGAGACAGUGUGUGGUGGGGGAAUGAUCAGCUGCACAAUAUACUGUAACAUAGACUGGACUGGGGUUAUGGUCAGUGGGACCUAGAGAAGACUUAACACAAGCUGUGUUCUUGGACUAGAAGAAGAAACCUGGGAGAGAGACUCAAAGCAUCCAAGUCAUCAUCACAACCUUAAACAAAGGGGAAAGGUUGUGAGAUGUAACUGGUCAACUGGGACAGUGGACAGACUUAUUUCAUCGAUGGGAGCAAUCGGAGUCUGUCCUAUGAAGAGUCGCUGUGCCAUUAUAUCCUAGUGAACUAUUUUAUACUUAUUCAUGUGUCGCAGAGGAAACUACUACUAGUACAUAUACAACAAAACAGAACUUCAACCAGUAGAAGAGCGACAGAAGCUAUUUAUUUUUUUCUGUUCUUUUCCUCAACUAUUUUAUAGGUUUACACACAAGAGGGCGCCAUGGUGACACACAAUCACCAUAACAACGUACAUGUCAUUCUCUGAACAUUCGGAAUGUGGAGGAAUACAUUGUUGCGUGACAUAGAGACACCUCAAAAAAGAGGAGCAAAACUGUACAUUUUUAAGUGUAAGAACAAACAAACAGGCAGAAAUAUUUGUAAAUAUAACGUUUCUUGUUUGUUUUUUCGAGUGAAUGAAAUGACUUUGUGAAAACACCAGAGACAACAGGUGCAAGUUGAUAAGGGGCCACCAGCUAGUAUUGUACCUUCACUGUACACCAUUUGAAUAUAUUCAGAUUCUAGUUCCAUUAGCCCCGUGUUGUCAGUGCAGGAUGUAACCAAGUUGUGCAGAAGUGGGUAGACAAUGGACAUUCAGAACAAAGUCAUAGAGUUGUCUAUGUAGCAUCUUGACUGCUAAAACCUGUGAAAGCACUAAGCAAACACUGUAGCAGGGAUACUGGCGCAUUCUUACCCUGUGCUGUUGUUUAUAUGGUCUCUCUCCCACAUUCAAAUGGGACAAUGAUAACUGCAGGCCUUUGUUAGCUGUCUACCACACCAGCAUAUUUGUAUGAUGAUGCAGGAUACCUUAAAGACAGAAUCUGUCGUUCCCACUUCCCCCUAUGGCAACUACAAUGCAGGGACACUUUUACCGGAAAUUAAAGUUACAGAGUGCACCUUUAAAAACAACCUUGUGACUUCUGGAGUCCGGAUAUUCACUCCCUGUUGACUUCCGUAUUGUAGCGUAGACCCAAAAUCACAGGGGGAUAGAGAAACGAGGGCUUUAUGUAACCUAAGAUGCCUCUGAUCUAGCCUAGUCCCAGAUCUGGUUUUGCCCUCUUACCAACUAAUACAGUCAUUGUCACGACUAGGAGUUGACUAGACAGAACAAACUGGGAUCUGGGAGCAAGCUACCUCUUAUCCUCAUGGGAAACCACAUACUGCGGGUGGGUCACAUGUCCCCCUGUAUACACUGCGUUACGUACAAUGUGUGUAGGUGUCCUGGUCAUGUAGGUUGUGCUACAUGACCUCAUCAUAAGCUAUUGGUACAGCUACGCUUGCCUUCCAGGUGGAGAGGUGUGGUGGGAAUGAGUUGCUUUAGCCACUGCACGCCUAGUGGCCAGACGGUUGAACUACAUUACAAGACAUGCAUAGGUAUGGACCUGGAAGUGAGUGUAUAAGUGAGAGCAUGUGUUAGGAUAGCUAAUGUAUUGUGUAUGCGUUAGGUGUGUACUCCAUUUUGUUGUAGCCUUGGUUUGGACUGACACAGAGGGAGCAGAUAUCUAGUGUUAGUUUAAGAUGACUUUCAAAAAAUUGAACCGACCCCCCCAAAAAAAAAUCCAUAUUGGAUUUUAAUGUAUUAUUCCUCGCACUCAGACCACGAUGAGAGUCAUUAUUUUUGGUCCUAAACCAAUUUUGUUGACGGUGUGUUGAUUUUCAAUGAUAAAUCAGUUGUUAAAUGAUUAUAAAGCAGUUAUCAUAGUUUUAUAGAUUUGCCGGAGCGGCGCUCUGUUGGAAAAACACCUGAAAUUAAAGGGUCAGUACGUAACAAUGUUUCAUGUAGGUGAACUUCCUGCCUUGCUUGUGACUACGUGUCAUGGUUGACCUUCAAAACAAAGAAAGGUUUGUAUAUGUUCUGGUCGAUGUACCUGAGUCCAGGUACACUGAAGCACAUGACCAAUAACCCUGGGAAACAUUCGGAGUUGGGUGUCAGUUCGGCCUGCAUAGCAACAUUUGCACCUGUUGUCUUCUUUUACAUUUCUUUAUUGAAUUAAGAAACCCAAGACUUGAGAUGAAGAAAACAUGUUAAAAAUUCAUUUCAAAAAAGAGCAUUAUUAAACAGGUAAAAUCAAAGUAUAUAAACAAGGUGAUGAUAUUUCUGUUUAGUUAUGACACACUGUAUGCUGUGAUUCUGAUGCGAGGCGCAUAAAGACGUCCAUAGCCAGGC
Molecule: messenger RNA, 9234 nt
Organism: Oncorhynchus kisutch (coho salmon)
Lineage: Eukaryota; Metazoa; Chordata; Actinopteri; Salmoniformes; Salmonidae
Gene: nlgn2a
Product: neuroligin 2a
Exons: 9
Coding region: 1443-3962 (839 amino acids)
Cellular component (GO): membrane
Molecular function (GO): neurexin family protein binding
Source: RefSeq, a predicted model, not a curated record